AUGUCACUUUGGUUUCACAGAAAUAUUCUUAAAGCAACAGCUUUAAUUGAUUUUAAUGAAGUACUUUAUGGAUCUCCAAAUAUAGCAAAACUUUCGAGUGAUCUUAAAAAAGCAAGAGAUAGACUUUUAGAUAUUCUUCCGGAUGCGACUCAUACAUAUGAUACCAUGAGUACAGCCUAUGUAGCUUAUUUAUCACAUAUGUGCGGGUUUUUUAUGGAUUAUAAAAUAUUCGACAAGAAAGUUAGAUAUUCAUUUACAUUUAAAUGGACUCAUUCAUUAUUGGGAUCAAAUAUCCAAACUCAACAGGAUGCAGCAUUUGACAUAGCUAAUAUGAGUGUAAAUGUAGCAUUAUGGCACAUGAAACAUGCUUCUUAUAUGGUUUCAAAAAAAUUGUUGUCUGUGGAAGAUAUAAAAGAUGUACAUUCUAGCUUAAGAAAAGCUGCUGGAAUUUAUCAAAUGGUGAUGAAAGAUUUACUACCUUUAUUAGAAAGAGGAUUACCUGGAAGCGAUUUAGAUCCCAAAGUUCUCCAAGCUUAUUUCUCCCAGAGCACAGCAGAAGCUCAAGAAGUCACAGUUGGUCGAGCAAUCGAACUCCAACAUACAGAUAACUUAAUAUCAUCUUUGGCAUUUGAAACAAGUCAAUUAUUUGAUAAUUCUAAAAAUCAAUUGAAAGGUUUAAGCAAAAAUGUAUCAGAGCAGUGGAUUUUAUAUUUGGAUAUAAAAAAGAAUAUUUACUUAGCAUUUGCUUAUUGUUAUUCAGGAAAAAAUCUUUUUAAAGAAAAUCUUUGUGGUGAAGCCAUUAGAAGUUUAAGAGAAAGUCAAAUUUUAUACAAUAGAGCUAUAAACUUGUGUAAAUUAUAUUCAAAAACGAAAGCACCUGCAAAACCAGUAAAACCAACAGGUCACUUAUUUUUUACAAAUAUCAAUGCCACUGUAAAUUCAUUACUUGAAAAAUAUGAAAGAGAAAAUGAUUUUAUCUAUCAUCAAAAAAUACCUGAUAAUCCAAGAAUUCCAGAAAAAAAAGCAACAUAUGGUUUGGCCGUUCCAGAAGUUUGUCAUUUACCUCCUCCACUACCUUUUUGGGAGACUGCUUUUGAUGGUAAAGAACCAUCACAAUUACCUAAAACAAGUUUGUAA
Messenger RNA from Pediculus humanus corporis (human body louse), 1137 nucleotides. RefSeq lists its product as uncharacterized. The record is from RefSeq and is a predicted model, not a curated record. Bases 1 to 1137 code for a protein of 378 amino acids. NCBI's taxonomy places the organism in Eukaryota, Metazoa, Arthropoda, Insecta, Psocodea, Pediculidae. The transcript has 5 exons.